This is a messenger RNA of Aspergillus thermomutatus, 1455 nucleotides long. Its product is annotated as glycosyltransferase family 31 protein. Gene Ontology annotation, cellular component: membrane. The record is from RefSeq and is a predicted model, not a curated record. Bases 1 to 1455 code for a protein of 484 amino acids. NCBI's taxonomy places the organism in Eukaryota, Fungi, Ascomycota, Eurotiomycetes, Eurotiales, Aspergillaceae. Gene Ontology annotation, molecular function: glycosyltransferase activity. The transcript has 2 exons.
AUGUACCUCAAUAACGUAACCCGCGUCCAAACUGCGGCUCUUCGUCUGUUAUGCUCCUUUGGGGGAGGCAUCUCUGGGUACUGGAAAUCACGGCCCAAGAAGAGACGGAACCGUGCUUUAGUGUUCAUCCUGACAGGAUGUAUAUUUUGCCUUGGUCUAAAGCUAGGAUUCGGCCUCUUCCACACCGAUUACUGGGAGUGGGAAACAACAUCCCGCUUCUCGAACUCGCCCCACGCCAACGAACUCCGAGGCAAUAGUGAUGGCGAUAACCUUUGCGACUCUUUUCCCUUGUACCUCCUCCCGCGCGUCCAAGUCGUCCUAAAAAUCGGCAGUACAGAACCUCCCAGUCGGGUUGACACCCACCUCACGACGGUUACCCGCUGCAUAACUAACCUUAUUGUCUUCUCCGACCACGAGUCUGAAAUCAAAGGCCAUCGCGUCCACGAUAUUCUCGCUACUCUCCCGGACUCCUUCUGGGGGAAUACCUCUGACUUUCAGGCGUAUAGCGCGCUCCAGCGCGGAGAAUCCGAGACGGUGGGGGCUUCUCAGGGCUGGAAACUCGACCGAUUCAAGUUCCUGCCCAUGGUCGAGCGCGCCUAUGAAAUGAAUCCGACUGCCAAGUGGUUUGUUUUUCUUGAGUCCGAUACGUACUUUGUGUGGGACAAUUUGUUCCGUCUCCUUGACCAGUUCGACCCGUCGCUUCCUCUAUACUUUGGCUCCCCGACUGCUGGAAAGGGCCGCUCUUUCUUCGCUUAUGGGGGUGCUGGGUUCGUGCUGUCAACGGCCGCGGUCCAGAAACUGGUGGCUCGCAGGGUCGGACGCGGUAGCGUGUACAGUCAACCUCCGUUGAAUCAGCAGUAUGAGGGUUUGGUCAAAGAGGAUUGUUGCGGCGAUUCGGUACUUGGAUGGGCACUCUAUCAAAGUGGAGUGAAGCUGUCCGGGAUGUGGCCGAUGUUCAAUCCGCAUCCUCUGCAUGGGAUUCCGUUUGAUGAACGGCAUUGGUGUCAGCCGGUGAUCAGCAUGCAUAAAUUAUCGCUAGAAGAUAUGACUGAGCUGGUCAGGUGGGAGAAACAACGUCGCCGUGGCCGAAAGCUUCCAUUGCUAUAUGCCGACCUGUUCGAGUACACCAAGUUGGGCACCGUUGAAUAUAAAACGGACUGGGACAAUGGUGACUGGGGCGGAUGGCAAGAGCCGUCCCACUCGCCCGCCCAUAGCUCUCUUGAAGCCUGUACGAAAGCGUGCCAUGAGCAUCCCGAGUGUUUCUCAUAUACCUACGACCAUUCCGGUCACUGUAUUUUUGUCCCAUCCAUUCGACUAGGCGCGCACAAACCAGCCACAGAGGACACGUCAAGGCUAUCAGCCGGGUGGGACCUGGAGAAAAUCAAGCAGUGGCGGGAUGCUCACAAAUGCCGGAGACCUCAGUGGGUGAAGCCAAGUACAGACCGCAUUUUUUGA